This is a messenger RNA of Epithele typhae, 933 nucleotides long. RefSeq lists its product as uncharacterized. NCBI's taxonomy places the organism in Eukaryota, Fungi, Basidiomycota, Agaricomycetes, Polyporales, Epitheliaceae. Gene Ontology annotation, molecular function: protein binding. Bases 1 to 933 code for a protein of 310 amino acids. The record is from RefSeq and is a predicted model, not a curated record. The transcript has 5 exons.
AUGGAUUCGAAGCCCUACGUGGCUUUGCUUCCACCUGACGUCUACAACAUCAUUACGUCGCAUUUAUCCGUUCGUGAUCUCUUCCCGCUGGCACACACUAGCAAGGCCUUCCAGCGCGCGGCAGAAUCCCGGAUAUACGAAACGCUGGUUCUCCGAGACGCCCAACGAGCAAUCCUCUGCCUCCACAGUUUAGGCCUGCACAACGCUGCGCGCACCUCGUACGUCCGACGGCUCUACCUCUACCAGGACCCCGGCCGCACACCUCCGCGCCUGCAUUUCGGCACCAUCCCGGUGCAGUUCUGGUCGCACCUGCAAGCUGCACUACUGCGUAUGCCGCGACUGGAAUACAUCAUGUUCGGGGACCCGACCGCAUCUCACGCAUGGGUACUCCACCAUGCCGACCGCCCCGUGCCCUUCCAGCUUCGGGAGGCAAACUUCAACCUCGCCUGGGGCCCGCACCUCGCCGCGUUCCUCAACCGGCAGAAGCGCCUGCGUAUACGGCCACUGUGCGCCCUCGAGCCGGGCGCGCUCCCCGCCCUCCAAGUGCUCAGCGCGCCGGUGCUCGUCGUUGCAGAAAUCCUCGUUGUAGCACCGCCAGUGACACACCUCCAGAUUGUCGCAGACGACGACACCAUGCCGCUCGUCCCGACCCUCGUCGCGGACGCGGCGGAGACCAUGCCGGGGCUCAUCAACCUGAGUUUCCUCGGCCUCCCCACGGUCUGGCGCGCGCUCAUGGGCAUGCCCGCGCUCAAGUUCGUGGUGUUCGACUUCAGCCGCUGGGCCCCGCUGCCGACGGAAGUCUUACAGAAGAUGGUCGUGCUCGAUCUGCAGAUAUACGCCCCCGGCGUCCGCCAGGUGGUCGUGUGGAUCGAACAUCACCGCCUCUGCUGGGUUGGGCGUCCGCUGUCUGACUCGUCGUGGCGGCAUUGGUAG